Molecule: messenger RNA, 1074 nt
Organism: Monoraphidium neglectum
Lineage: Eukaryota; Viridiplantae; Chlorophyta; Chlorophyceae; Sphaeropleales; Selenastraceae
Product: cytochrome c oxidase subunit XV assembly protein
Exons: 3
Coding region: 1-1074 (357 amino acids)
Biological process (GO): heme A biosynthetic process
Cellular component (GO): mitochondrial inner membrane
Molecular function (GO): oxidoreductase activity, acting on NAD(P)H, heme protein as acceptor
Source: RefSeq, a predicted model, not a curated record
AUGGUGGUGCUCGGCGGCGUCACCCGGCUGACGCGGUCGGGGCUGUCCAUGACUGAUUGGAAGUUUACGGGCGAGAAGAUGCCACGCACCCAGGCUGACUGGGACGCCGAGUUUGCAAAGUACCAGGCGUCACCCGAGUUCCGACUCGCGCACAGCCACAUGGGCGUCGAGGACUUCAAAUUCAUUUUCUGGAUGGAGUACGGCCACCGCAUGUGGGGGCGCCUGAUGGGAAUCGGAUUUGCGCUGCCGGCAGCAUACUUCGCAGCUCGCGGCGCGGUCAACGGGCCGCUGGCAGGGCGGCUGGGGCUACUGUUUGCGAUGGGCGGCGCGCAGGGGCUGGUCGGCUGGUGGAUGGAGCCCGCCAACGAGCACGCCGUGCCCCGCGUCAGCCCCUACCGCCUGGCCGCCCACCUCACCAGCGCAUUCGCUAUCUACACAACCCUGGUCUGGACCACCCUCGGCCUCGCGGCGCCCGCGAGCGCGCUCGCCGCGGCGCCCCAGGCCGCCGCCGCGGCCGCCGCCGCGCUGCGGAGCCGCGCGCUGCCGGUGGCGUGCCUCGUCGGCGUCACGGCCGUCAGCGGGGCGUUUGUGGCCGGCAUGGACGCGGGGCGCGCGUUCAACACGUUCCCCCUCAUGAACGGCCAGCUGGUUCCGGAUGAGUACUGGUCUUCCGGCCUGCCGCUCAUUCGAAACGCGUUCGAAAACACGGCCGCCGUGCAGCUGCACCACCGCGCGCUCGCGCUGACGACGCUCGCAUCGGUCGCCGCCCUGUGGGCGUCGGCGCGCGGCGCGCCGCUGCCCGCGGCGGCGCGCGCGUGGCUGGGCGGGCUCGCGGCGGCGACGGCGGCGCAGGUGACGCUCGGGGUGACGACGCUGCUCACAUACGUGCCCGUGCCCCUUGGGGCCGCCCACCAGGCGGGGGCCAUGGUGGUGUUCACCGCCGCGCUGGGCCUGCUCCACAGCCUCCGGCCGGCGGCCGCGGCGCCGCUCGCGCGCGCAGUCAGCCGCGCGGCGCCGCCGCUGGGCGUGGCGGCGACGGCGGCGGUCGCGUACGCGGUGACCCGGACGCGGUGA